GUUUUUAGUUUGUCACCUAUCUGGAAAACAAUUGGUAUACCAAACAAUUUUCCAGUGUGUCGAACAAAAAUCGGCACCUGAAAAAAAUGCAUAGCCAAGCACUUGGGGGAAAAAACAAAGCAUGUUAAAUGCCCACUUUGCUCUGAUGAGGAUAAAAUAUCAUUUGGAUCCCACGAAAAUUUGAUAGAUCAUUUGGAGCAGAUGCAUUCUUUGGUAAUCCAACAGGCUAGCCAUCAUUUUGCAAACAAGGAAGAUUUUGUGGCUUGGAGAUAUCUUUCCAACAGGAAUGUAGAUUACAUUUUAGAACGAGCAGUUAAAACUGAUUCUGCUGAAGAAUAUAUUUAUUGUAACUGCAAUCGUAGUAAUACUAUAGGAUAUUUGAGUCCGUGUAGCCAACGAAAUAUGAAGAAGGGAGGCAGCAUUAAGAUAUCUGGAUUAUGUCCAUCAAGAAUUUCUGUUGGAAUUAACAGUUCUGGUAACAUUUUUAUAGCAUCACAUUACAUUCGUUCAUUCAUUUUAUUUCAGGAGUGGCGGUCAAAUAUAUCGAGACACAUGUUGGUCAUAAUGAUGAACUUCGAUCUAAACGUCUCUCCAAUACUCAGCAGGAACUGCUUGCAAACAAACUUGUUGUCGGAGGAAUGAGUUCUUGAAGAUGCAAGUUUCAUGAAUGAAGGAAAAUUAGAGAGAAUGAAUAUUUUAACAAAAGGAGAUCUCUCAUAUACCAUUCGAAAAUUUAACAUAAACAAACAGCGAAAUGCAGAUGAUAUGACAGCAACAGCCUUAAAAGUGGAAGAAUUGAACAGUCAAGAUGAAAACACUGUUUUCUUAUUGAAG
Molecule: messenger RNA, 834 nt
Organism: Coccinella septempunctata (seven-spotted ladybird)
Lineage: Eukaryota; Metazoa; Arthropoda; Insecta; Coleoptera; Coccinellidae
Exons: 2
Coding region: 202-642 (146 amino acids)
Source: RefSeq, a predicted model, not a curated record